Exaiptasia diaphana is the source of this 1647-nucleotide messenger RNA. Its product is annotated as C-type lection lectoxin-Enh3. The coding region runs from base 387 to 1133 and encodes 248 amino acids. Gene Ontology annotation, molecular function: signaling receptor activity. The record is from RefSeq and is a predicted model, not a curated record. The transcript has 5 exons. NCBI's taxonomy places the organism in Eukaryota, Metazoa, Cnidaria, Anthozoa, Actiniaria, Aiptasiidae.
GAGAGAGAGAGAGAGAUAGGGAGAUAGAUAGAUAGAUAGAUUGGCUAAAAGGUAAAACUCAAGUCGACCUAGCCUUCGACUAGUCCGACUAACAAGGGUUUGUAAAGAUGAGUUAGUUUUGACUUCAAACUCGUACAAAACUAUCCAUCCGUGUUGAAAAAAUAAAACCCAAAAUUCAUUUCAGUCCAGCAUUAUGUAUUUUUUCCAAAAAUCUUUUAUCAAUCAAUUGUAUUGAAAUGCAUUGAAACUUGGAAAAAAAGUCUGUAAUGUUUAGUAUAUCAGUUUGUUUCUUUAUAAAUCAAUAAUUUCCCGACAAGGCAACGUUCUUGUUUUGAUUAAGCAGAACCAACGCAAACGAAACCAUCGCCAGAGCCCUUCGACUAAAUAUGGUAUUUAUUAACCUGGCAGCUGCACUCUGCACAUGCCUAAUCGCACUAAUCGUUGUUGAGAACAAAGCAUGUAAAAAGUCAACCGAUUUUGAUCGACAUCCAGGCAUCAAGCUUCAAAGUAACAUGAUUAAAAAGAUAACGACAUCAGACUUGGUGAAUUGCGUGACUGAAUGUGUUAAAUCAAAGGGAUGCUUAUCCAUCAAUUCUCACAAUGCUCGCAACGCCAUACACUGUGAGAUUAACAAGUCAAACCGGUAUGGCAUGCAAGCAAACCUGAUUAAAACCAGUUUGGAUUGGGAGUAUUUGGAAAAGGUAUUCGACCAUCGUUUGCCCGAUGCUUGUUUUCAGAAAGAUGGUUGGUUUCGAAACAAGUCUGUUGCGUUUAAGUUUGUUAACGAGGCUGCGGGCGCUCUAGAAGCUCGACAGAGGUGUCAAAACAUGUCGACAGGCGCAGAUCUGGUUUCUUUUGUCGACAAAGAGGAGGAGCAGAUUUUUGACCAAUAUCUUGAAGGCGUUCGUCAGGGAGAUUAUGUUUGGAUUGGAUUCAACGACCGUACUAAAGAAGGAACCUUUGUUUGGUUUGAUGGAACGAAACCUAAGUACACAAACUGGUAUAAGGGAGAGCCAAACAAUUACGGGGGCAAUGAGCAUUGCACAAUUAAAUCGCAAAGAGGGGAUUUGAAAUGGCAUGACAACAACUGUUUUAGGCAACAUCCAUUUGCUUGCAAAGUGUUAUGCUCUUAAAUGAGAUACUUAUUUCAUUGAAUAUUCCAUUUGCUUGGAAAGUAUUGUGCAAAUAAAGAAAAAAAACUUACUGAAUAGACGUUAUCUGAAGGUAAAGCGAGCAUCCCUACCACACAUGAUCCAUGAAGAACCUAUUAAUUGGAGAAAAGAGAUACUUCUUAAUUAAGGAAUUAUAAACUGGUUUUAAUAAUUUGCGUUAAAUCAUUCGUUUGCGAACCCGGCGCUGUGAUAGUGUUAACAACACGUUAAAAAAAACUCGAGUAACAACAAGAAAACCAUUGCUGGUGGAGUAUCAAGUAGGCCUUCAUAAAUUAUAAAAAAAUAAACUCUACCCUUCAAUCGCAAUUAAAAUUACUGGAAGUUCAUUCUCUCUAUACAAUGACAAAUGUUUAUUUGGUACUGACUGACAAGAAAACAAAAGGACCAGUAUAAAAUAGCAUAACACAAGAGAUGUUACAAUAAGCAUCUGCGGCUAAUAAGCGGCUGUAAGUGGCACGGUUGCAGUUAUUGACAG